AUGAACAGGUGGAGUGAAUCGGCUAAAGCCACCUACAGGCGAUGGAAGAACACUGGAAAGCGGAGCAAGUCGGCGUUUGUGGGCCGUGCUGAUGAGAGUCAGGAAACAGACAAUGAAAUCUACACUGUGGCAGCAGCCAGAGCGGGGUCGGGCGGUGUGGAGGCGUCACUCAGCGGUGGAUCUAACAAGACCGAAGAAACCUUCACUGUGGAUGACGCCCUGGAGGCCUUUGGUUUUGGAAGGUUCCAGUUCAAAAUGUGUCUUUUGACUGGUCUGUCUCUGGCUGCAGAUGCCAUGGAGCUGAUGCUCCUGAGCGUCCUCGGCCCCCAGCUGCACUGUGAGUGGAGACUCCACAGCUACCAGGUGGCGCUCAUCACCUCGGUGGUCUUUAUUGGGAUGGGAAUCGGUUCACCAUUUUGGGGCUAUAUUUCAGACAACUAUGGCAGACGAGUAGGCCUGGUCAUGUCCAUGUGUUGGAUUUUCUACUUUAGCCUGUUGACUGCCUUCUCUCCAGUUUACAGCUGGCUCUUGAUUUUACGCGGCAUUGUAGGCUUCGGGUUGGGAGGAAUUCAUCAGUCGAUGACGCUGCUAUCUGAGUUCCUUCCAGUGAAGUGGAGAGGUACCUGCGUAUUGCUGGCUGGGUUAUUCUGGGCAGGCGGUGCUGCGUUGGAGGUCCUCCUGGCCUUGCUGACGAUGCCCACUCUGGGAUGGAGGUGGCUCGUCGCUCUGUCCACAAUACCGAUCGCCAUUUUUCUUUGCCUCUGCUUUUGGAUGCCCGAGAGUCCUCGUUUUGACGUGGUUAUGACCAGAAGAGAAAAGGCCAUCGCAACAUUAAUGUCUAUCGCUAAAGACAAUAAAAAGACUUUGCCUCAGGGGAAACUCGUUGUUCAUGAACAGUGUAGUCAUGGGCGAUUCAGAGAUCUUUUCACCCCUCAGUACAGGAAGACAACCCUUCUGCUGUGGCUCAUAGGGUUUACCGAUGUCUUCUGUUAUUAUGGGAUAAUACUGAUGACCACGGAGCUAUUCAAAGCUGAAGAUUUGUGCAGAGCAUCCCUAGGGGCAGAUACUGAAUGGUGUUGCAGUCUUGAAUGUAAAUAUUUAGCUUCCGCUGAUUAUGAAAACCUCUUAUGGACGACGCUGGCUGAGCUUCCAGGUAUUUUAUGCAUUUCUGUGUUCACUGAUUAUAUGGGCCGGAAGAAAACCUUGGCACUGUGUUUUUUCAUGUUUUCAUUGUGCAUUCUGCCAUUAUUUGCCUGUAUUGGGAGGACAGCAGUAACCAUCUUUGUCUUCAUUGCCAGAGCCUUCAUCACUGCAGGAUUUCAGACUGUUUUUGUUUACGCAUCAGAAGUAUAUCCUACAGAAGUUAGAUCCCUUGCGAUGGGGACAUGGAAUGCGAUGGGGCGAGUGGGUGGCUUCGUCACACCGUUUAUUGCGCAGGUGCUCCUCAGAACUUCCCUACAUCUGACCCUGGCUGUGUACUGUGGCUGUUCCCUCCUGGCUGCCUUUGCAUGCUUGUUUCUUCCCACUGAGACUGCAGGCAAGCGUCUGCAGGAAACUAAUCUCAACUAG
Salarias fasciatus (jewelled blenny) is the source of this 1569-nucleotide messenger RNA. RefSeq names its product synaptic vesicle 2-related protein-like. NCBI's taxonomy places the organism in Eukaryota, Metazoa, Chordata, Actinopteri, Blenniiformes, Blenniidae. Gene Ontology annotation, biological process: transmembrane transport. The record is from RefSeq and is a predicted model, not a curated record. Gene Ontology annotation, cellular component: membrane. Bases 1 to 1569 code for a protein of 522 amino acids. The transcript has 16 exons. Gene Ontology annotation, molecular function: transmembrane transporter activity.